Messenger RNA from Ricinus communis (castor bean), 1416 nucleotides. Its product is annotated as polygalacturonase. Gene Ontology annotation, biological process: carbohydrate metabolic process. NCBI's taxonomy places the organism in Eukaryota, Viridiplantae, Streptophyta, Magnoliopsida, Malpighiales, Euphorbiaceae. The transcript is spliced from 4 exons. The record is from RefSeq and is a predicted model, not a curated record. Gene Ontology annotation, molecular function: polygalacturonase activity. The coding region runs from base 1 to 1167 and encodes 388 amino acids.
AUGGCAAACAAGUUCGCAAUUUCCUUGGUACUCUCCUUCUUCUUCCUCUUUCACUUAUCAAAUGCGGCCUCCUAUAAUGUACUAAAAUUUGGUGCAAAACCAGACGGGAAGAAGGACUCAACACAGCCAUUCCUCAAGGCAUGGGCGGCUGCGUGUAGCUCAGCUACUGCAUCGACAAUUUAUGUGCCUAAAGGAAGGUACUUGAUCAAGGCAGUAGAGUUUAGAGGUCCGUGCAAGAAUAGGAUUACUGUCAAGAUUGAUGGAACCAUUGUGGCUCCAUCGGAUUAUCGAGCUCUUGGCAAUUCUGGGUAUUGGAUUUUGUUCAUUCAGGUUAAUAAAAUCUCUGUCCUUGGUGGUACCCUUGAUGCUAAAGGUGCUGCCUUCUGGGCUUGCCGGGCGUCUGGAAAGAGCUGUCCUGUUGGAGCUAGGUCUGUAACAUUCAAUUGGGCAAACAACGUCCUGAUAAGUGGGUUGACAUCAAUUAACAGUCAGUUGACGCACCUUGUAAUAAACAGUUGCAACAAUGUUGAAGUUCGAAAUGUGAAGCUGGUAGCUCCAGAUCAAAGUCCCAACACAGAUGGAAUCCAUGUUCAGACAUCAACAGGAGUAACAAUCACCGGUAGUACGCUUCAGACAGGAGACGAUUGCAUAUCCAUUGGCCCUGGCACCAGGAACUUGCAUAUGAGCCGUAUUAAGUGUGGCCCCGGUCAUGGCGUCAGUAUUGGCAGCUUGGGCAGACAAUUCAGUGAAGAUGGAGUACAGAAUAUAACCCUAACAGAUGCACUUUUCACAGGAUCAGAUAAUGGUGUAAGGAUCAAAACAUGGGCUAGGCCCAGCACUAGCUUUGUAAGAAAUAUUCUCUUCCAGAACAUCAUCACGAGGAAUGUAAAGAACCCUAUUAUCAUUGACCAAGACUAUUGUCCUGACAACAUUGGUUGUCCUAACAAGAGUUCUGGUGUGAAAAUCAGUCAAGUAACGUAUAAAAAUAUACAAGGAACAUCAGGGACGCCACAAGCAGUGACAUUUGAGUGCAGUUCCAGUAAUCCAUGCAAGGGAAUAAGAUUACAUGAUAUAAAGCUUACUUACAUGAAUAAGGCUGCAACUUCUUCAUGUAAGAAUAUAGCUGGAGCCAGCAGCGGACUAGCCAUACCUGAGAGUUGUUUAUAAGAAUAACAUAUUAAUCUAUUUUCUACAAUGUUAAGAAAAAAAUAAUUAAUUAGCCUUCGUAGUGAAAAAGGAAAGUAAAAGAAAAAAAAAAGGAAAGAAAAGAAAAAGCUUUUUAGUUUAUUUAUAUUUGUGGGUAUGCACUCCCAUGUGGAAGUGGCUGUUUUAUGUAAUGUGCACUCCAUAUGUGGUAGUGGCUAUUUAAUCUGAUGUACAUGAUUAUCCAGUAAUUAAACUUGUGCUAAUUUAUUU